Gambusia affinis (western mosquitofish) is the source of this 5297-nucleotide messenger RNA. Its product is annotated as myeloid-associated differentiation marker-like protein 2. The transcript is spliced from 3 exons. Bases 772 to 1704 code for a protein of 310 amino acids. The record is from RefSeq and is a predicted model, not a curated record. NCBI's taxonomy places the organism in Eukaryota, Metazoa, Chordata, Actinopteri, Cyprinodontiformes, Poeciliidae. Gene Ontology annotation, cellular component: membrane.
CUCCAGACUAACCAUGAGCCUCGUACCGGUUUUCUUUAAUUCCUGGCCUGUUCAGAUGGACCUCACGUCUUGGUAGGUUUGCAUACGUUUCAUGCUCUCCAUUUUCUCAUGAUAGCUUGAACAGUGAAUAUUCUCUGUCCCGUCACAGUUAUGCUCUUUGUUUCAGUCCGUAACAGAGAAUCUCAAUAAAAUUUAUUGAAAUUUGUAACCUAACUAACAUCUGCAGACUUAUUCAGCCGUUGUAAAUCGUCACAUGUCAAUCCCGAUCUUUGUAUUUUAAAGUGACAGUGUUCAUGUGGUCAGCUAGAAAUCCAGAGGGUCUGGAAUGUGUCGGCAUUCCUCUGACUCCACACCCAGCCUCGUGGGCCCUGCACCUCUUCACGUGGGGACGGCCCAGCCCCAAAUAACCUUCAUUCUGCUCCCGCUGACCAGCAGCGACCCCUCCUCACCACACUGGGAGGAGAAAGUGUGCGAGGCGGGGUGUGUCUCGGGGAAAGUAAGAAGAUGAGAGCAUGGAUUUUGGUCCUGGAAGGUUUCACCUGGAGUGGAUUGUGGAGUUUUUCCACGCUGAGCGUUGGGUCUGGACCCGGCGCUGAUGAUGCGGAGCUGUGGAAGUCGUUUUGUUGAAGAACUUUGAGCGCUUUUGCCUCAUGUGAUCGAGGGGGAUCGGUCAGCCGAGAGAUGUCCUGAAGAAAGAAAAUCCUCAACAAACCUGUGUAGGGCCUGAAACGUCGAGCUGUUUCUGGACGCCAAGUCAUUUUCCUGUCAGCCAUGGACUCCCAGGGGAGUCCGUACCUCAACAAGGGGGCUCUCUGCUCCACCCUGGGUGGCGCCAGGAUCUGUCAGUUAGCUAUGGGAUGUGCUGUGAUCGCAAUGGUGACCCACAGUGCCGGGUACAGCGGGUCGCAGGGCGUGUUCUGCAUGGCGGCCUGGUGCUGCUGCUUCGCCGUGUCGGCGGCCGUCUUCUUCCUGGACGCCACCCGUCUCUACAGCUGCCUCCGGGUGUCCUGGGACAAUCUGACGGUCACGUGGGCUGCCUGCGCUACGCUCAUGUACGUGACAGCCUCGGUGGUUUACCCGCUGUUCUUCGUCAGAUCCGAGUGCCCGUACGAAGGCUGUGAAGUCCGAGAUUUCCGCAUCGCCGUCACCGUCUGCUCCAUCCUGGGAACUCUGGCCUACGGAGCCGAAGUGGCCCUGUGCCGGGCCAGACCGGGCCAGAUCGUGGUGGGCUACAUGGCUACCGUCCCCGGCCUUCUGAAAGUGGUGCAGGCCUUCGUCGCCUGCAUCAUCUUUGGCGCUCUGGCCAACGGGAGCCAGUUCUCGCGUUACGCCGCCACAAUCUACUGUGUGGUCGUGUACGCUUCCUGCUUUGCUCUCACCGCCCUUGUGGUUAUGAUGACCGUCUGUAAACGCACCAAAACUGUGAGGUGCAUGCCCUUCGAUCGCUUCGUAGUGGUGUGCACCUUCCUGGAGGUUUUGCUCUACUUGAGCGCCUCGGUGGUGUGGCCAGUUUUCUGCUUCGACUCAAAAUAUGGGUCUCCAUGGAGACCCUCGUCGUGUCCACAAGGGAAGUGUCCUUGGGACAGCAAAGUGGUGGUGGCCGUGUUCUCCUGUGUGAAUUUUGGGCUUUACCUGACAGACCUGCUGUACUCACAGAGGAUCCGAUUUGUUUCAUCACGCGUUCCCACCAACUCGCGGGUGUAGAAUCACUCAGAACCCUAAAAACUUUCAACCCACCUAGAAAUAAUGACACCUUGACAGACAUGACUCCAGUUUCACAUGAACAUUUCAGAAAGCUAGGAUACUUCUUGUGUUUGGUGCCAGUAGCUGCAGAGCAGGAUCGCCUGUAAAACCUGGGCCAGACUUUAGAAAUGGCUUACAGGGCAGAAGCUCAGAUCUCAACGUGUUUCUGGGGGCCCCAGAUAAUUAUUAUUUUUUUUAUGAAUACAUGUUUUGCUUUUGUACUUUAUGUACAAUUUAUAGGCUCAUGUUUUGGGCAUUUUUAUAAAUAAAUGUGAUACUCAAAUAUUGGAAAUUUAUGAAGUUAUAGUAUUUCUGGGGGCAACAACAUGGAUCACUGCUUCAUGCUGUUCCCGCCAUUUAAAACCUUAAAUGCAUCGAUUAAUGUAGGUGACUACAUAUUAAUGUAUUGUAAUUUGCAUUGGUAGAUGCAGUGGAUUGGGCACCAAAAUUGACUCCAGCCCAAAGGCCCACAGCCUUGUAAAUCCGGCCCUGUAUAAAGAAAACUGUAGCACAUGUAGAUUACUAAAUAAAUUCACCUUUUUAUUAUCUUUAUGAGUCUUUUGGCCGUAUGAAGAAAAAGAACAGUCUGAAGCUACAGGGAACAUAUUACCUCUCUGUUUCUUUACAUUUUGCUUUCAAACAGUCAGACUCACACUGUCCUAAAGUGGCUUUGUUAAAAACUUCUUCAGGCUUUCCAAUUUUCUCCAAAAAUUUGUAUUUGUGCUCCUGUGUUUUCUUUUCAAUCUUUUUUUACUUGACAAAGGGGACAUGUUGUGUGUGCUGUGUGUGCUUCAAGAUGGAGGGAUGAGAACAAUUAUCGGGAGUGAAAUUAUAAAACAUUGUCUGACGGUCAUGCGUUUAAAAAAAAAAAAAAAAUAUGAUAAAAGAAAUACAGAAAAUAUCCAGCAAAUAUCACCUGAUGGAUGUAUCAUCGUGUAGGAAGUUUUCCGCUGGUCGCUGGUUAGAAGUCACAUUUUUCAGACUACAUGUCAGACAUUUUUGGGUUGUUAUUUUCAUUCAGGUAAAGAAAUUUGAACCCGAUUGGGUCUCUUUCAACAUUACCUGAAGACCACGUUUGAAAUGGGUUCUUUUCUGAGCGGUGACUGAUUUUUUUAAACACAACACUGGUUGUUCUCGACAUGAGGAGGAUUACGAAUCAUUUCCUCUCUUUGUGAUUUCACACUUGUGUCGUUUUAGAUUUUUGCAUCCCAUGUUUUGAUGUACAGAAAGGAGCGGCUUGUGCCAGGAUGUUCUUAUUGAUCACGUUUGCUGCCGGCCCUCAUGGCCAAUGGUUUUAAAUGAACUGUUCAUAAUUUACCCAGAAUGUGCUGUGAGGAAGUUUGAUUACGUGACUUCACUUAUUUUAAUCAACGGGUCAUAAUCUGUCAUAUUUAUUGUUUCUUUAAUUUUAUGAAAUUAUUUCCUAUUAAUUUGCCAACAUCAGGAAAGAUGCAACAUAAAAACACCAGAGAAUAGCUUGCCAUUAUGUAACAUCAUGCAUGACAUUUUAGAACUUUAUUUUUUUUUACGGUUCACCUGGAAAGUAUUCACACCUGCUCACUUUGUCUUCAUUUUUUGUAACAUCCUUUUUAUUUAUUUUUUUAACCUGUUUUUACAAAGGAAGUGAAAAGGGUGGUUUGGGAAUAAAAAAAUCAUAUGUCCUUAAGUAUUCACACCCAUUGCUGUUUGUAUUUGUAGGACAUCAAAUACAACCUUGAUAAAUAAACUGAUACACAAUAAUUAAGCAUAAAAUAUGGGAAUGAAAAAAGUUUGUUUAUGGGUGAAAUAAAUAUAAACAGAAGAAGAAAUACCCUAAAUAGCAACAUGUGGGCAUAAAAUCGUGGGAAUUAAUUGCCAAAAGGGUGAAAUGGUCCCAAGCCUCUUUGUGGUUUCAUAAAGAAAUAAAUAUUCCUCAUAAGAUGAUGACGUACUGAACUAAGAAUUAACGUCUGACAAUUCGGAAAAGAAAGUUUGUACUCAACUCGAGACAAACCGUGGUUUAGAAAUUAUCUCAACCAUCUGAGAUAUUUGAAAUAAUGUGACUUUUCCUGACAUGCAUGGAGGCCACCGCUCCUGAAACACGGACACACACGCACACACCCACACACACACACACUUCAAUCCAAAGAACUGCUGAGGAGUUUCUCCUCUCCAACGCGACACCCACAGAAAUGACAUCCUGCCUCUUUAAAUAAUCCCCUGACCCAUUCCUGGCCCAAGCUUUCUCAGACCUGCACAUACAUAAGUAAACCAUCUAAAUGCGACACUUUUUGUCUGUGGAUUAACACACACUGUCCUGCAGUUUCAUUGUCCGUGAAAAUAACGCAUAAAGUGUGCAGCAUAAAUUGUACAUCUGGUAAUGGCAUCUCUGCUGUCCCUGCCAUCUGCAAACCCCACACCCUGCAAUUCACAGACUGCCGAAAAUAAACACCAGCCGUCUGCAGUCACUCUGAAGCAGUGACACCGCAUUUAUAGGGAGCUCCUGAUGUCAAAGCUGCUUUGGUAAUGUUUUUUUAACUCGCACAAAGAAAAUGGACAGCGGUUUUUAGAAAGAAAGCAAAGGAAUGUUUUCUCCAGAUUACCUUCAGUUUGAACCACCACGUUUGGAAACGCACCAGUAUUAUCACACUGACAACAAGGUCGACGUGUCCGAGCAAUCUUUGUGUGUUUACGCUCCAAACAUGGCCCUGCCAGGUCAAACCUGUCACGUACUCUGGCUGUUCAAAUGAUCUCUGAAGUUAAACUAGAGACAUGCAGAGUUUAUAAGCUGAUGUGCUGACCUGAAGCAGAGACAGUCCUUUACAAAAUGGCAGAGAAAUAUUAUGACUGCAAAGCCAUUUAAAGAAACUGCUUGAAUGACUACAUUAAAACCCAAACAGAAAAUUGCUGAGGAAUCAGAACCAACCACAGACAUGGUGAAAACAAAGAAAGAACUCACAACAUACAGACAUAAUUUAUAAAUAUAUAAACUUUACAGAUAUUAAGGAUAAAGACACAAUGUGUAUGUGUAUUUCCAGCCAUAUUUUUUAUAAUUAAAACAAAAAAAAUUUAUUAUAUGGCAGUUGAGUCUAAGAAAAUGUGACUGUACCCCAGUGGAGGGUGAUAUCACAGAAGUUGGCAUCUGAUUUGUAGAGUUCUGCCAAAUUGUUGGCGUGGAGCAAACUGGGCAAACUGGGAUGGAUUACACAAAUUCUCUAAAACAUAGUUAUAGAAAUUAAUGGAACCUUUAAUUUUUAAAACAAACAAAGAAAGACCAAACACUUUAGAUUGAGACAGGCAUGUCUCAUGAAAAGAUUAGUUUGUUAAAAACACAAUUCUGGUUUGUGAAAUCUAUUUUACAAAUGAGAAAAAGUAAAUGAAUACCUGGUGUGGUGUGAAGUGUUAUUUACUGCCUCUCUCCCCAUUUAUUCCACAUCUGCUCCUGCUUAGACUCAUACAUUAAAAUGCUCUUUUCAAUAUUUUCUGUCUUUCUUUUUUUUUGCUUUGGUCAUCCAAGGUCUAGUCCAUGCAAACUGGAUACCUGGGAAAGCAAAUACAUUUUUAUGCGUUUUAUC